GAGCAGCCCGCCAGCGAGGCGAAUCAGGCGCUCCUCGGCGACAUCGAGCUGGAGGUCAUGGAGCUUCGAGCUAGCUUGGAGUUGAAAGGCAUCCACCGCGAUGCCAUUCAGGAGGCUUGCAAGAAGAAGCGGAAGGAGAUGCUUGAGGAGCACGACGCCAAGCGUGGUGAUGCCAAGAAGGCUGCGCGAGAUGGAGAUCCCAAGGUGCAGGAGCGGGAGAAGGAUCGCGAGAAGGAGAAGGAACUGCAGCUCCAGCGAGAAAAGGAGAAGGAGAAGGAGCGUGACAAGAAGCUGCCUGACAAGAUCAAGAAAGAGUUGUUCUGCGUUCGG
Molecule: messenger RNA, 330 nt
Organism: Symbiodinium sp. CCMP2456
Lineage: Eukaryota; Dinophyceae; Suessiales; Symbiodiniaceae
Source: the annotation of a GenBank genome assembly